UGAUGCCCUACUGCAGUGUGUGUAUAUAGCAGCGAGGGACUCGCUGGAGUCUAGGAGGAGUUGCGGCAAGGUCGGGAAAAGCAUCCUUUGACCAUAAACACCGAAAUCGACCAGCCACGGGAUCAAUUAGCAUUAUAAAGACACCUCAAAGCUUUAAGACCGAGAACUGUCUCGGCUCUUAAUUUUGCGCCGAGGAGCAUCUGUAGGAGCCGAAAGCAGACACCUUCCUCUUGCUUGUAGAGUGAGCUAGCAUUCUCCAUUUGUGUCCGCAUGUCUGGAGUCGUGCUGCCAGUUUGAACAAGGCAAAGCGGCAGUCACCCUGACUGAAUUUUUGAAGCACGUUUCCUGUUAACGAGCAUCCAGGCGGUCUUUUCACCACCAGGGAAGUGAACGGGAUUGUGUCUGCUACUUCUAUGUCCCGGACAUCUGGUAAAAGGACUGUGUGACAUCAGUUUAGUGUAGUUGUCGCGAGUUGAGCUAAACGCAUAGCUAGCGGUCGUAUUCCAAAGCAUACCUUGCUGAUUGGUAACAUUAACGUUAGCCAUGUCAGACCCAGCUUCACCGGCUGACUCUCCCGCCCAGGGAGAUCAUGCCGCGCCAGAAUCCGAGGGGUUGACCGUGGACGCUGGAUUGAAACCUGCGGGUCCCACGCCAAGCCAGAGUCGCUUUCAAGUGGAUCUUGUUGCUGAAGCCGCCGGCGCCGGGGGUGACAAAACGCCCGGUUCAGAUGCUUCCACAAACGCAUCUAGUGACAAAGCCGCUCCCGCCGCCGAUGAGGCAGCCAACGCGGCGGAGGAGGCGAAGGGCAGAUUCCGGGUAGUGAACUUUGCGGAUCCAAGCGGAGCGGAGAGCCCCCCAGACGGCGUGCCCGAGGGUGUCGGGAAUGGAGACACCGUAAUGAGUGAAACUAGCCUGCAUUCAUCAACCGGAGGCCCGCACCAAUAUCACUAUGACACUCACACCAACACCUACUAUCUGAGGACUUUCGGCCACAAUACCAUAGAUGCGGUUCCGAAGAUUGACUUUUACCGGCAGACUGCAGCGCCCCUGGGCGAGAAGCUUAUCAGACCCACCCUGUCGGAGCUGCACGACGAGUUGGACAAGGAGCCGUUUGAGGAUGGCUUUGCCAAUGGCGAGGAGCUCACCCCGGUGGACGAGUCGGCCGCCAAGGACGCCCAGGACGCCAAGGGCUCCGUCAAGUUCGGAUGGAUCAAGGGAGUCUUGGUGCGCUGCAUGUUGAACAUUUGGGGGGUGAUGCUCUUCAUCCGCAUGACAUGGAUCGUGGGCCAAGCGGGAAUCGUGUACUCCUGUGUCAUCGUCCUCAUGGCUACUGUAGUAACCACCAUCACCGGCUUCUCCACAUCGGCCAUCGCCACGAACGGCUUUGUACGAGGAGGAGGGGCCUACUACUUGAUAUCGAGAAGUUUAGGUCCCGAGUUUGGUGGAUCCAUCGGCCUCAUAUUUGCCUUUGCCAAUGCUGUGGCUGUAGCCAUGUAUGUGGUAGGCUUUGCCGAAACUGUGGUGGAGCUGCUGCAGUCGUAUGACGCCGUCAUGCUGGACUCGGUCAACGACGUGCGUAUCAUUGGCGUCAUCACGGUCAUCAUCCUGCUGGGCAUCUCCGUGGCCGGGAUGGAAUGGGAGGCCAAGGCUCAGAUCUUCCUGCUGUUCAUCCUGUGCUCUGCCAUCGUCAACUACUUCAUUGGGUCCUUCAUCAUGGUGGAGUCCAAGAAACCAUAUGGAUUCUUUGGCUAUGAAGGCACUCUAUUGUGGGAGAACAUGGGUCCGGACUUCCGAGGAGAAUCCUUCUUCUCCGUGUUCUCCAUCUUCUUCCCGGCUGCCACUGGUAUCCUCGCUGGCGCCAACAUCUCAGGGGAUCUUGCUGACCCACAACUGGCCAUCCCCAGGGGAACUCUGUUAGCCAUAUUGAUCACUGGAAUUGUCUACUUGGGAGUUGCCGUCUCCACAGGAGCCUGCAUUUCUCGUGAUGCCCCCGGGCCCAACAUCGCGUUCAACAUGAGCGUGGGUUCCAACUGCAGCAGCUAUUCCUGCUUCGACUUCUCCUUCUGCAAACCUUCGGGUGAUGCGGUCGAGUCCACCUGCAAGUUUGGGCUUCACAACGACAUGCAGAUCAUGAGCACUGUAGCCGGCUUCUCCCCCCUCAUCACAGCUGGCAUCUUCUCAGCCACGCUCUCCUCUGCCCUGGCAUCCCUCGUCAGCGCCCCUAAAGUGUUCCAGGCUCUAUGCAAAGACAAUAUCUACCCAGGAAUUGGCUGGUUCGGCAAGGGCUUCGGCAAGAACAAUGAGCCCCUGAGAGGCUACAUCCUGACCUUCUUCAUUGCCCUGGCUUUCAUCCUCAUUGCUGAGUUGAACGCCAUCGCUCCCAUCAUCUCCAACUUCUUCCUGGCCUCCUACGCUCUGAUCAACUUCUCCGUGUUCCACGCCUCUCUUGCCAACUCCCCCGGCUGGCGUCCCAGCUUCAAGUACUACAACAUGUGGGUGUCCCUGGCGGGGGCGGCCCUCUGCUGUGUGGUCAUGUUUGUCAUCAACUGGUGGGCGGCCCUGCUCACCAACGUCAUCGUCAUGUCCCUCUACAUCUACGUCAGCUACAAGAAGCCCGAUGUCAACUGGGGAUCCUCCACACAGGCCCUGACCUACCACAAUGCCUUGACCCACAGCCUGCAGCUCUGCGGGAUCACCGACCACAUCAAGACCUACAGGCCUCAGUGUUUGGUGAUGACUGGUGCCCCUAAUGCUCGUCCUGCGCUGCUGAACCUGGUCCAUGCCUUCACCAAGAACGUGGGCCUGAUGGUGUGCGGACACGUGCGCAUCAGUAACCGCAAGAACACCCUGAAAGAGUUGAAUAAUGACGUGGUGCGCUACCAGCGCUGGCUGCUGAAUAACAACUCCAAGGCCUUCUACACCCCUGUCCUGGCAGAGGACCUCAGGCAGGGCACACAGUACCUGCUGCAGGCGGUUGGUCUGGGUCGGCUGAAGCCCAACACGUUGGUGCUCGGCUACAAGAACAACUGGAUGGAUGGAGACCUGAACGACGUGGAGAGAUACAUCAACCUCAUCCACGAUGCCUUUGACUUGCAGUAUGGUGCCGUUAUCCUGCGUCUCAAGGAAGGCCUCGAUAUCUCCCACAUCCAAGGACAAGAUGACACAUCAGGGCUGAAGGACGUGGUGGUUUCCAUCGACACGAGCAAAGACUCGGAUGGGGACUCGUCCAAGCCCUCCUCCAAAGCCACCAGCGUCCAGAACAGCCCGGCCGUCCAGAAAGAUGAUGACGAGGAUGCCAAAGGGACCACGCAGCCCCUGUUGAGAAAAGAUAAGAAGAGUCCGACGGUGCCCCUGAACUCAGCCGACCAGAAGCUGCUGGAGGCCAGUGAGCAGUUCCAGAAGAAGCAGGGCAAAGGAACCGUGGACGUGUGGUGGCUCUUUGACGACGGCGGUCUGACCCUGCUCAUCCCCUACUUGCUGACCAACAAGAAGAAGUGGAAGGACUGCAAGAUCCGGGUCUUCAUCGGCGGCAAGAUCAACCGCAUCGACCACGACCGCAGAGCGAUGGCCACCCUGCUGAGCAAGUUCAGGAUAGACUUCUCCGACAUCACCGUCCUGGGAGACAUCAACACCAAGCCCAAGUCCGAGAAUGUGGCUGCGUUUACCCAGAUGGUGGAGCCGUACCGCCUGAAGGAGGACGACAUGGAGCAGGAGGCGGCUGAGAAGCUGAAGAACGAGGAGCCCUGGAGGAUUACAGACAACGAGCUGGAGCUCUACAAGGCCAAGAGCAAUCGGCAGAUCAGGCUGAACGAGCUGUUGAAGGAGCACUCGAGCACAGCAAACCUCAUCGUCAUGAGCAUGCCGCUGGCCCGUAAGGGGGCGGUGAGCAGCUGCCUGUACAUGGCCUGGCUGGAGACGCUGUCCAAGGACCUGCCGCCCCUCCUGCUGGUCAGGGGCAACCACCAGAGCGUCCUCACCUUCUACUCCUAGAGGAGCACGCACAGCAAGCAAGCACACUCUCCUGAGCACAUCUGCACACACACACACACACACACACACACACACACACACACACACACACACACACACACACACACACACACAGACACAGACAGACAUACACACAGACAGACAUACUGUACACACACGUACGCACACACAUACUGUAUGCACACACAUACUGUAUACACGCACACACACAUACUGUACACACACACACACACACACACACACACACACACACACGCACACACUUUUUUGUUUUGUUUCACACAUUAGUCCUUCAAGGGCACCACACCUCAAUUCCACUCCCCAAACAACCAACCUGCUGUCAAAACCCAUCACGACUGUCCUCAUCACUGCAACACACACACACACACACAUACACACACACACACCAACAGACUCAACUUGUGCGCAGACACACACAAGUGAAGGUCAAGAGAAGGAGCCUGUGCGAUGAAGAAAAUGAUGAUGACGAUGAAGAUAUUAAGGAUGAAGAGGAGGCUGAUUGACUCAGUGAGGAUGAUGAAGACCGUACCACUAGGACAGUGUGGAGGGAGGGAAGGAGCGAAGGAGGAAGUGAGGUCUGAGGGAGAGGUGAGAUGGGGUAGAGGGUGCGGUGUUUUGUGGUGUGGAGUUGGGUGGGGGUGGAGUCUAGCCAAUGGCUGUGGUCAGCCGUGUCUGUGCCCUCAGCCCCCCACGGAAUCGCAGGGUACGUUCUGAACCUCUGUGCCAUCUUGGUUAUGGAACAGGCGAUGAGAACAAUCUUUAGAAACUUUCUAUAUAUAUAUAUAAAAAAGGUCAAGUUGUUUUCCUUUCAUUAUUCUUCUUUUAUUCAUUGUUUUUUUUCUCUUCUGUCCUAUUUUCUGUUGUUUUAUUUUCCCAAAGAAAGGCACCUAGAUAUGCAGAGGUCACGCUGGAUAGGAUUUAUUUUAUUUUAUUUCAAAAUGAUAAUGUUGGGUAUUUUCAUUGUCAUCAUAAUUAUUCUGAAUUAUUAUUUCUUAGUUUUUUUUUAUAAAAAAAAGUUGUCACAGUCACGGUUGCGAAGUUCUUUGUUUCAUUCUUUUUUGCUGCAGUAAUCAGCAAUAACCACCCAUGUUUCUUUUCUCCUCACAUGGAAUAGAACCAUGCAGAAUGCUUUUGCAACACCUUAAAUAGCCUUAAAAAUGUGCCUUCCAGUUCAAUCAAAUGACAUUGUUGUUAUUAUUAUUAAUAUUAGUAUGCGAAAAUGAAGUCUUUCUGCCCUUGAUUGAUAAAAAAAUAAUAAUGUGUAAGCGAAUGCGUUUAUUUUUAUUGGGUUUUAACGGUAUAAAGUGUUUAUUUUAUUUAUUUAUAGUUCUUUUUUAAAUGCUUAAGUGGACGAGCUCCACUUUUACAAACAGUUCCACCUCAAAGCAUAGAAGGUCACUAUUUAUCUUCUACUGGGCUCUGAUUGCUUCAAUAUUUUAGUUUCUCCUUCAGUUUUAUUUUAUUUGGUUUUAUUGUAUAUUUUUUAUUUCUCUGUACUCCAUGUACUUUGGGUCUUCCUCUACAAGCUGUGAUGGGAACGAGAUUACCUUCACUGCACAGUGCCCUCUGGCUCCCGGAGUCGUACUCUGAGACGGAGACCGCUGUCGCUAACCCUAGCACUAGCGGCCGAUAGCAUCUCUUCCUGCUGUAAGGGCAUUGCUCAGUGUCCACACUGUAGUAGUACUACUUAUUUAAGCAUACUUCUGGACUGUUUUUGGGUGUAUUGUAGGGUCUAACGGUAGUUCGAAGAGCAAUUAUUUUGUCUUCUGUUUGUUUUUUUUUGUUUUGUUUUUCUUAACUUUGCUUGGACGUAAACUCUUCUUGUCUGCAGUCUGUUGAGAAGAGCUACUCUGUUUGCUGAAAGAAUGGAUUGCUGUAGGGCCACCCAAGCUGCUAGCACUAUGAGAGGAGUUUCCAAAAAAAACUAUGACCACAACAAGAAGAAGACUAGUGGAACAAAGGAAAGACAGGAAGAUGGAAAGAAAGAAAGAAAGAAAGAAAGAGCGCAAAGUCUGAAGCCUUGUCUGUCCACUCGGUUUGAGACACCACUCAAGAACAAACAGGUUUACUAGCAAACAAACAUGACUUUGCCUUAACAAAUAGAAGUAAUGAUUGUUUGAGUAGCUCCUUUUCCCCUCAUACGAUCGUGUAUAAGCCAUACUGGCUCAAAGAAUAGCAGGUGAAAUGCAAGCCGUAGCUUAGUGCAGUUAGAUGCAUAGGUUGGAUGUAAUAUCUUUGUAUAUUAUCUACGCCUUCUCCUUAAAACAAGAAAUGUAAAUAUAUAGUGUGAACUCUAAACUUGCAUACUACAUUUGUAGAUAUCGCCCAUCCACCAAUUAAAGAGCAUUGCUGGUAUAUGAAAGUGAUGUUUGUCUGCAGAGACGUAUGGAUAAGUUACACCUCAUCACUAAAUGGCCGGAAGCUGUUGUUCCCAAGUCACAACAGAGCAGCCGUUUCCAAUCCAGCAUUUUAUUUUUUUGUGUUUUUGCCGAAUUACAAAACAAAACGGUUCUUUCUCGGGCUAAAACCAUCAGGCUCCUGAGCGACAGCUAGCUUUUAAAAAUUAUUUCAGUUAAAGGUGGUGGUUUUAGAAUGGUGGCAUGAUAGGUGAUGCGUGUUUUUCUUCUUCAGCUUUUUUCCAAAUGCCAUAUUUGCAGAUUUAAAGAUGUCGCAGAGCAGGGCGUAGCGAUAUGUUAGCGAAACGCUAACUUAACAUGAUGAAUGUUGCACACAGUGAGCGGGCUCUGAAUCCAAUGGAUACAUUACCUCUAUGCAGGGGACCUGUCAACUGGCGCUUGAAUUAUUUUUAUUUUCAACAGUUAUCGAUUUAAAUAUGAUUAUUCAUAUUUCAGCUCUGCUCACCUUAAUAUAUAUUUUUAAACUGCGAAGCUCCUGCCCCCUAACAUAUACUGUAUACUAAGGGCAUGUCCUUGUAAUAAACAUGGCUUUGAUUUCUGUCUGCACCUCAUAGUGCACCAGGAUAGAAAAUAAAGCUGUAAUCUCGUCUUUCCAGGAAGGUUCUCAUUUUAAAAAGUUUUAUUUUUUUUUACCUCAGCUCUGCGGUUGGUAUGUUGUUAAGCUGGAUGACCAGCUUAAAGAACAAAUACCAUCACCUCGUGUCAGUUGGUCCUCUCUUAGCCAAACGCCCAUCUUGUGUUCUGUUGUGUCCCUGGACGAGGGGCUUGGGUGUGUUCUUGGUCGCCCCCAGUGCUGUAUAUUGUCUGUAGGCAGGGAGUGGUUGUCUCCAAUGGCUUGGAGGCUUUUAUGCUGUACCGGUUGCCCAGGUCAAAGUUUGAGGAACCGUUUUUAAUAUAUAUAUUUUUUAUUUUGUUUCACUCUGUCACUCUCUGUGCCACUCUCUUGUUUUCCUCACAACGGUUAAGAAUGUCUGUCUGCGUGUUACUGUAAAAAGGGUCAGUCUUUUGAAUGUAAACACUCCAUAACCACACAAAAUAUUUAAUACUCAAAACAAAAGAAAGAGAGAAAGAAAAAUAACAAGGAAACAGCAAUGGCACUGAGUUGGUAGCUACACGCUAUGCUAGUUUUCACUAGGUCUCCAUUUACGUAGUCUUGUUUUUUCGUCUUACCUCCCAGCAGAGGGACUGCUAUGUCUUUCCCUCUCCAGAGUCACUUUUGGCAGCCUCCUGGCAGUGCAUUGCGUGUCAACUGUUAAAUUUUUUUCUUCUGUUUUUCUUUCAUUUGUUUGGGUUGUUGUUGUUGUUGAUGAGACUAUGUGUCUGUCACAGUUUCACCCCCCGUCAUGCUCCAUAGCUCAUGAAAUAAAUGAUGAAAAACAUGCCAUGUAAUUUAAAAAAAAAGUGUCCGAAUGAGUCCAGUCAUAUUUAUAGUUGCUAUAUAUUCUAGUGUUUCAAAUAAAGACGUACUUUGAAGUAUGUGCACAAGCAUGUAGUUACCUUCUGUCUUUUAUAUACACAUAUAUAUAUAUAUAAUAAACAGUGUGUGGGGAUUGUAAAGUUUUUUCCCCCCCAAUUCCUGAUGGUACAAUCAAAAAAUGUCCGUUUGUGGCUACAAAGCACUCACUAAAAAAACAUCCGCCUCACAAACUAGCAACAAAAUAAGCAAGCGCAACCUAUUUAAAUAAAUGAUUGAAGUCUUCUCUAUAUACAUUGGUAUAAACUUACAUAAAAAAGACCAAUUGGGAGAGAAUUUUCUUUAAUUUUCUUUUUCUUUUCUUUUUUUUGAAGAUGUUGAAGUAAACAUGCUAUGGUUAUGUGUCUCAACCAAAUACCUUCUGUGUGUGUGUGCGUGUACGUGUGCAUACUUCAUAGAUGUAAAUACAUUGAAGAAAGAAGGCAGGCCAGCAGAGAGGAGAGGAGAGGAGAGCAGGGAGCAUUGUAUGGGUCUGGGUGUGUGUUGUGUGUGUGUGGGAGAUGAGGGCUGUGUGUAUUUCUGUUUCCUUGGGUAGAGAGGGAGGGAAUGGGGUGUAGAGAUGGGCCAGGGGGGGGGGGGGGGCACAGGUGGCGUCCUGUUCUUUGUGACGGGCACCUUGUGCCGCUCUGCCAGUUUCCCCUCUUAACCCCAAUCCUCCACUCCUCAGAGCUGUCUUACCCCCAUCCCACGCCUCCCUCUGCCCCCCCCCCCCCCCCCUCUCAAACUUCCAUUUAUAGCCAAAGCAACCUCCCCCCUCCCCAUCCCUCCCCCCUCCAUCCCUACACCCCAUCUUCUCCAAAGCCAUCCCGGUCUGUGCCAGCCCUGUCUCUGGAACAAAGACUGAGAAAUAAGUCAGUGGGUUAUUGUUAAGUGAAAUAAGCAAUGGAUAACCUCAUGCUCCUUGACCUGCCUCCCUCCCCAUCCCAACCCUCCCCUGACCUCACCCCACCACCUCGUUCACUCAGCAACUCUAACCUAACUUGUUGUAAAUAACUGUAGUCUAACCAGAGUAAAUUAAGGGAGUGGAAUUGCUUAAUGACAAAUUAAUAUGGAGAAAGAAAAGUAUUUAUUUUAGUUAGAACUUCUCCACGUUUUUAUUAUAGUUAUAUAUUUUUUUCUUCUCUCUUGUUUUUUUUUUCCUUGUUCGCCUAUGUUUCAAAUUUAAAUUGCAUGUUGAUUUUUCGUUUCUGAUUUUUUUUCUCAGUCUAUCUCUCUCUCAUCCCUGUACAUUUCUAUCUUUUAUAUGCCUUUGAAAGAAAUCUAUGUUGACAAACGGUUAAACACGAUGUCUCCUCCUGCUUCACCAUAACGGAUGGACACAAUCUAUCAAAGCUGGGACAGUCAUUUUUUUUGAUAUACUGUACUGUUAACCGUCACAGAUAUGCUUUUUCUAACAUUUUAACAUUUAAAGUUCCCAAUACUUUGUACAUCUUUAUUGCAAUAAAGAAUCAAAUGAAAUGAAUUAA
Messenger RNA from Engraulis encrasicolus (European anchovy), 9368 nucleotides. It is a transcript of the gene slc12a2, whose product is annotated as solute carrier family 12 member 2. The transcript is spliced from 27 exons. Bases 544 to 3990 code for a protein of 1148 amino acids. NCBI's taxonomy places the organism in Eukaryota, Metazoa, Chordata, Actinopteri, Clupeiformes, Engraulidae. Gene Ontology annotation, molecular function: ammonium channel activity; sodium:potassium:chloride symporter activity. The record is from RefSeq and is a predicted model, not a curated record. Gene Ontology annotation, biological process: chloride transmembrane transport; chloride ion homeostasis; potassium ion homeostasis. Gene Ontology annotation, cellular component: apical plasma membrane.